AUAAAAUAACUUGUGAGUGCCUUGCUGCAGUUUGGCGAACAGGCAGACUUAGGUGAAACUGGAAUGCGCCUUCCAGAACGAUUACAUGGGGAGUUCGACAGGCAGAGCUUGGAUUUAGCUUUGGAGGAACGUGGAUUUUACCCACAGGAGAAAAUGAGUUUGGCAGAACAUGCCCAGUGCAGCCAUAAUUCCUCCUUGGACUUUCCCUCCUGUGACAGAGCUAUCCUAGCUGAUCCUUCUCAUGGUACAAGGACCUGUCAUACCAAGUCAAAACUGAAUUCCAGUGAAGUCUAUUCAACCAAUGAUUGGAAAAGUAAUAGUUCAAGGGAAUCCCAAAUAGCCAAUGAAUUACAGGCAGAAAAUGGCACCAGCAAAGAGUGUGGGAGGUCUACGCAGAGUGAAGCAGACUCUACUGAAUUACAGUUGAAAAUGGAAUUUUUUCGUAAACUUGGUUACACCUCAGAACAGAUCCAUGCGGUGUUUCAGAAAGUGGACAGCAAUGCUGAUACCAACACCAUACUUGGGGAGCUAGUAAAGGCAGAAGGGCCCGUGGAGAAGGAUAGUACACAAGAGGAGGAACCAAUAUCUGUCCUGGUGUCUCGUGGCGGCCCUUCGAUCAAGGUUCCAGCUGGCGGGCCAGCGAAGGAAGAGGUCCAAGAGCAGAAAGCCAACUUACGGACAAUUGUUAUAGAUGGCAGCAACGUUGCUAUGAGUCAUGGGAAUAAAGAAGUCUUCUCUUGCCUUGGAAUUCAACUGGCAGUCAAUUGGUUCCUUGAAAGAGAUCACACAGAUAUUACUGUCUUUGUCCCGUCUUGGAGGAAGGAGCAAUCAAGACCAGAUGUGCCAAUCACAGACCAGCAUUACCUCCGGGAGCUUGAAAAGAAAAAAAUACUCGUCUUCACACCUUCACGGCGUGUUGGUGGGAAAAGGAUCGUCUGCUACGAUGAUCGCUUCAUAGUCAAGCUGGCGUAUGAGACAAAUGGCAUCAUUGUUUCAAAUGACACUUAUCGAGAUCUGCAGAAUGAAAAACUUGAGUGGAAGAAGUUCAUCGAAGAACGUUUGCUGAUGUAUUCAUUUGUGAAUGACAAGUUUAUGCCUCCUGAUGAUCCUCUUGGGCGUCAUGGACCCAGUCUUGAUAAUUUUCUUCGGAUAAAACCCGUGAUUCCAGAGCAUAAGCGGCAACAUUGCCCCUAUGGUAAAAAGUGCACUUACGGAAUGAAAUGUAAAUUCUAUCAUCCUGAGCGAAUUAACCAGCCCCAGCGUUCAGUGGCAGACGAGCUCCGUGCUACUGCCCGAUCUUCUCCAACAAAAAACCUCAACUCUGCAAGUGUGAACAGGGAGGAGAAAAAAGCCACUGUACAAAAACGGUUGCCAUAUUCUGACACUGGACCCGUAGCAUUUAACCAGGGUGAGAACGGGUCUUUGCAUAAACGUGGUUCAGAUAAGCCAUAUCCGAAGCAGAAUGAGAUCUCCGCAGAGAGCAGUGGAAUGUUAAAAGGGCCCUCAGUGUCAAGUGAGAAGUCCGUUAACUUGAAUGCGGAGUGGCUUCAGCGUGUGGCCUUUGACAACAGCAUGACUAAUUCAACAUGUUCAAGCUUGCAUAAAAGUUGUGAUGAAGGCUUUUCUUCUUUUGAGAAAGAAUUGUCUGAUAUGUGGCCUUCCAGAUCUCAUAGUCACAAUGAAGUCUAUGCCAUGAGCAAUGAACCAUAUUAUCUACCCACACCCAGCUUAGACCAUCACCAAUAUAGCUACCAUUCCCAUGAGUCAAUGCCAUCAUUAGGUCACUAUAGUUACCCGCCACAAAACCCAUCCACUGGUUCGAGAUGCUGCGUCCCUAUGCACAGAAUGGCAAUCCAGCCACAUUUCAGUCUGUCCAAUGAGUUCAGCUCGCUGAAUUCCCAGAGGUCUCACGGUUGCUGGCCCGACUCGCACCUCACUUCGAACAACAGUCGGUCACAGAGUCUUCCCGACCCUCACGGCUGGUCAGUGAAAAGGUGUGACCAACAACCUCCAGAAUCCUACUGGAAGAACAGCCAGUGGCCAUCUCAUGGCCACUGUGAAGAGGAGCGGAAGACUGUGCGCAUGAAGCUGUGUGCCAUCUUCCAGCCCCACUUGGUAGAUGCUGUUAUGAAGCAAUAUCCACAGCUUCUGGAUCCCCAAGAAUUGGCUGCCACUAUCCUGGCGUAUAAAAACCGAAACCCUAAUAUUUAGUAUGAGGCAUCAACAAAGAUGUCAACACAAAUGAAUCAGCUCAAGUCACUAGGUAUAAGUAAUAAUCGAUACACUCCUGAAAUCAAUUAAGAUUAUUACAACAUUCCUGGAGAAGAGUUCAUUCAGAACACUUUUUGUUUUCUGGAGUAUUGUCCGUGUUUCAAACCUUGCAAUUCACUUUCAUACAUUAGGUAUGAUUUAAAAAGUUACAUUAUUUUCUCAAACAUCCUUGAGUUUUAUAAUUUGGUGAAGUAGAUCUCAUGGAGGAUUUAAAAGGUUUUGUCAGAUUGGUGGUUUGUAGGUUUAAGACCAAUGAUUUAUGUUAUAAUUUGUAUAUACUGUGUAUACUAUAAUUGUUCUGCACUGUAAAUUUUUAUGGCACAUGCCUUAAUCCAUAUGUGCUUUAAUCUACACUGUACAUAUUGUUAUGUUUAUCCUUUACAGGAUGUACUUAAAAUAUACAUUAUUACAUGGUGUGAUUGGGAUAUACUGUAGUGAAAACAGAAAUGUGCUAUAAUUGUGUAUGCAAGCUGAUAAAUACUGUAAUUUGUUUAUACUGUACAUACUGUAACCCAUCCAUUUCAGGUCAGUGUUAACUUCUCCUUUAUGUAAUUCAGGGCAGUUUCACACCUUUUACUUUUUUGUGUACUUAAUUUACUUCUGGAAACUCAAGAAUGUUGUUAAUUCCAUGUGAGUCCAGACAGAACUUGUAAUGUUUCUACACACAAUGUGAAUUGCUUGUAACCAAUGUUUGAAAAAGAAUUGACUUGCAAGUCAUAGUGAUACACUGUAAAGUUGCAGCUUAAGUUGGCAAUGUGAAACUAUUGACCUGUGAGCUGAAUAUGUUGGUACAUAUUGUAUCUUUACUGAUUCCCAAUUAACCUUAUCAAGUGAAUGAAGUGUUGUUCUUGAAGUCAAUGCUGCAGUCAAUGCUGAAUAGCAAUUAAAAUUGGCUGUGUUGGCACCAUGUGCCAGUCUGACUGUUGUAAGGGGUACUGAUUUGGUUGAAUUGUUAUCUAAAGAAUUCAAAACUACAAAAUCAUAUGUAAUGGUUUUGUUCUAGUUAAGCAAACUGCUUACAUUAAAGAAAUUGUAGUAUAAGACAUUGUAAUUUGUCUUUUUUAUAUAAGUGAUUUGCUCUUUUUAUGAGUAUGUUUUUGAAGUCAAGAUGCAUGAAGGCUUAGUGCCAAAAUUUCCUAGUCCUAAAUUGAGCAAUGUGAUCUGAUGAAUGAUGUUUCAAGAUUAUUAGGCUUUAAUUGUAGAGAGAAUAAUGUGUUGAUAGGCUUUACCUACAUGUAUAUAGCAAGCCAACAGAAUCUCCCUGAUUUACCAUUCAUGAGAUUAUGACAUUAUGAGAUCUAAUGACAGAUUAUGUAAAUUUCUUUGCUGAGUGUCUGCUGCAAUCAUGUUGCUGAUCAUAGUAAUUUUUUAUGGCAGCCCUUGAAAUGGGAGUUAGUGUAUUUUCUGCUCCUGGACUUGAGCAUUCCCUAAUCGUGGUUG
Molecule: messenger RNA, 3711 nt
Organism: Hypanus sabinus (Atlantic stingray)
Lineage: Eukaryota; Metazoa; Chordata; Chondrichthyes; Myliobatiformes; Dasyatidae
Gene: zc3h12aa
Product: ribonuclease ZC3H12A
Exons: 6
Coding region: 64-2211 (715 amino acids)
Biological process (GO): nuclear-transcribed mRNA catabolic process, RNase MRP-dependent; 3'-UTR-mediated mRNA destabilization
Cellular component (GO): cytoplasmic ribonucleoprotein granule; nucleus
Molecular function (GO): metal ion binding; mRNA binding; RNA endonuclease activity
Source: RefSeq, a predicted model, not a curated record